This is a messenger RNA of Ilex paraguariensis (yerba mate), 872 nucleotides long. NCBI's taxonomy places the organism in Eukaryota, Viridiplantae, Streptophyta, Magnoliopsida, Aquifoliales, Aquifoliaceae. The record is from the annotation of a GenBank genome assembly.
UACUUGCCUUCCACCACUGCUGCCCAAUUUUAAAUGCAAUUAAAUAAUCUUCUCCCUCGGUCCGCUUCCAGAAUGACCAACAACAUUGAAGAACAAAACGAGGUCACAGGAUCACCACUCGCUCAAGACCAAGAUCCUAAAACCCCCCCAACAACGACAACAACAAUGGCUGAAACAGAAGAACCUCAGACCCAACAACAUCAUCCUGAGACCAAGAAGCCACCACAAAUUUCAUUUAGCAUUUGGCCACCGUCACAGCGCACUCGCGAUGCCGUCAUCAAUCGCUUGAUUGAAACUCUUUCUACCCAAUCGGUGCUGUCGAAACGCUACGGUACGCUGCCGAACGAGGAGGCUUCCGAAGCGGCCAAGCGCAUCGAGGAGGAGGCUUUUGCAGCGGCAGGGGCAUCAGCCUCCGAUGAGGACGAUGGCAUCGAGGUGUUACAGGUGUACUCUAAGGAGAUCAGUAAACGGAUGCUCGAGACUGUGAAGUCUAGAUCUGUUUCGGCGUCGACGCCGGUGAAACCUUCGGAAUCGGCUGGUGGGGAUCCCACUAGCGUUGCCUCCAGCGAGGAGAUCUCAUCUGCUGUGACUGAGGCUUGAAAUCGUUGAGGUUUUCUAGGGUUUUGAGAUUUGCAUAUCUGCUAAUAUUAGGGUUUCGAUUUAUUUGGACUACUACUUUUGUGUUCGCUAGAUCUAAUUGCACUAUCUAUGUUCGAUCGUGGAUUUGUACUAUUUACGAGUUUCUUAUAUAAAUACCUAUAAUUAAUGUUUCUGCGAAAUUCCUGUGAUUCUGUGCUUCGAUUGUGUCCCUCUUUUCUUGAUCUGACGAUAUUUUGUAGAUAGGGUUUUUGUGUGUGUGUGUUAUUGUGAUG